This is a messenger RNA of Neofelis nebulosa (Clouded leopard), 3354 nucleotides long. RefSeq names its product switching B cell complex subunit SWAP70 (gene SWAP70). The transcript has 12 exons. NCBI's taxonomy places the organism in Eukaryota, Metazoa, Chordata, Mammalia, Carnivora, Felidae. Gene Ontology annotation, cellular component: cytoplasm; nucleus. The record is from RefSeq and is a predicted model, not a curated record. Bases 106 to 1863 code for a protein of 585 amino acids.
GGCGGGCGGCGGCGGCGGCGGCGGCGGCGGUGGCGGUAGAGGGGCGUCAGACUCGCCCCAGGGUCGGCGAGGGAGGCUGGCAGUCAGGAUAGACACACCGCGGCCAUGGGAGGCUUGAAGGACGAGCUGCUCAAGGCCAUCUGGCAUGCCUUCACCGCGCUGGACCUGGACCACAGCGGCAAGGUCUCCAAGUCCCAGCUCAAGGUCCUUUCUCAUAACCUGUGCACGGUGCUGAAGGUUCCACAUGACCCUGUUGCCCUUGAAGAGCACUUCAGGGAUGACGAUGAGGGGCCCGUCUCCAAUCAGGGCUACAUGCCGUAUUUAAACAAGUUCAUUUUGGAAAAGGUCCAAGACAACUUUGACAAGAUUGAGUUCAAUAGGAUGUGUUGGACCCUCUGUGUCAAAAAAAACCUCACCAAGAGCCCCUUGCUCAUUACAGAAGAAGAUGCAUUUAAAGUAUGGGUUAUUUUCAACUUUUUAUCUGAGGACAAGUAUCCAUUAAUUAUUGUGCCAGAAGAGAUUGAAUACCUGCUUAAGAAACUUACAGAAGCUAUGGGAGGAGGUUGGCAACAGGAACAAUUUGAACAUUAUAAAAUCAACUUUGAUGACAGUAAAGAUGGUCUUUCUGUGUGGGAACUGAUUGAACUUAUUGGAAAUGGACAGUUUAGCAAAGGCAUGGAUCGGCAGACGGUGUCCAUGGCAAUUAAUGAAGUCUUUAAUGAGCUUAUAUUAGAUGUGUUGAAACAGGGUUACAUGAUGAAAAAAGGCCAUAGACGGAAAAACUGGACUGAACGCUGGUUUGUACUAAAACCCAACAUAAUUUCUUAUUAUGUGGGUGAAGAUCUGAAAGAUAAGAAAGGAGACAUUCUCUUGGAUGAAAACUGCUGUGUGGAGUCCUUGCCUGACAAAGAUGGGAAGAAAUGCCUUUUUCUCAUAAAAUGUUUUGAUAAAACCUUUGAAAUCAGUGCCUCAGAUAAGAAGAAGAAACAGGAGUGGAUUCAGGCCAUUCACUCUACUAUCCAUCUGUUGAAGUUGGGCAGCCCCCCACCACAUAAAGAAGCCCGCCAACGUCGGAAAGAACUCCGGAAGAAGCUGCUGGCUGAACAGGAGGAGCUGGAGCGACAGAUGAAGGAGCUCCAGACUGCCAACGAAAAUAAGCAGCAGGAGCUGGAGACCGUGAGGAAGAAACUGGAAGAAGCAGCGUCUCGUGCAGCAGAAGAAGAAAAGAAACGCCUUCAGACUCAAGUGGAACUACAGGCGAGGUUCAGCACAGAGCUGGAGCGAGAGAAGCUUAUCAGACAACAGAUGGAAGAACAGGUUGCUCAGAAGUCCUCUGAACUGGAACAGUAUUUGCAGCGAGUACAGGAGCUGGAAGACAUGUACCUAAAGCUGCAGGAGGCUCUCGAGGAUGAGAGACAGGCCCGGCAAGAUGAAGAGACUGUGCGGAAGCUUCAGGCCAGGUUGCUGGAGGAAGAGUCUUCCAAGAGGGCUGAACUGGAAAAGUGGCACCUGGAGCAGCAGCAGGCCAUUCAGACAACUGAAGCGGAGAAACAGGAGCUGGAGAAUCAGCGCGUCCUGAAAGAGCGGGCCCUUCAGGAAGCCAUGGAACAGCUGGAGCAACUUGAGCUAGAGCGGAAACAAGCGCUUGAGCAGUAUGAGGGAGUUAAGAAGAAGCUGGAGAUGGCAACUAGUAAGACCAAGAGCUGGAAGGACAAAGUGGCCCAGCAUGAAGGAUUAAUUCGAUUGAUAGAGCCAGGUUCAAAAAACCCUCACCUGAUCACUAACUGGGGCCCCGCAGCUUUCACCCAGGCAGAACUGGAAGAGAGAGAGAAGAACUGGAAAGGAAAGAAGAACACGGAGUGACCAAGUGACCCGAGUGACGAGCUGGCAGGAGUCCCGUCCAUUGUGCAGAUUCUGGGUGUAGCCGGAAAGCUUGAUGCUAAAGACAAAGGAACUGGCUUUGCUGCUUCUAACCAUUCUUUCUUCAGUGCCUUCUAUCAGGCCAAUAUACUAAGGAAGCCUUCUUAUUUAUCUUCCUGAAAAUAAGGGCUUACCUGAAAAAAUAAAAAAAAAAGUCGACACUAUCAAGCUUUUUAUUUACUCUUUGAAAACUUUAGCUUCUGAAAAUUCCCUUUAGCUCUCUCAGGUCCUUGUGGGAUUGAGGCAGCAUGCAAACCGCGCCGUGGCCGCCAUCAGCUGCCGAUGUUGAGGUGCAUGGGGGUGUGGGGUCAGGAUUACUGGAUAAUCAGAACCUGAGUGACUGGGGUCAUUCCUUUCCUGUGGCAGCAUGUUUCCUUCUUUGGGUGCGUGGCCAGUCUGCUUGCCUUGGCAUGCUGGUUGCCAUGGAUACUUUUGACCAGCUGCUCCCACAGAGCGGUCCCUGGCCACGUGUGGAUCUUGCCUCCGCUAAGAGGGCACAGUCCAUGGAUGCAGUUGUGCAGAAGUUUCUGCUGAAUGCAGUGCUGCUGAGUUACUUCCUGGCUUUAGUGGCACUAAUCUCAAGGAGGCAAACACCUUAUUAAACAGGCUUUGGCUAAGAUCGAUACUUAGGAAUCAGCACAGAGAUGAACUCAGUAAAUCCCAUUUGGAAUGAUAAUUUGAUACUAACUGAAUUCUUCCUAAUGUUUAAAAAGGUUUUAAGGGUCAACGUGCUGCCAGACCCCUUGCUUUUUCUUUUGUAGUUACUGUACAGAAAACUUCAGGAGUAUAUGGAUGUUUGUCAUGAUUAGGCCUUUUCCUUGAUAAAUAUGGAUAUGAUCAUUUAUAGGAAUUAUACAUGAAAAAAGUUUUAAGAAUGUAUUUUUAUGAUGUCCUAUGUUGAGAGGGAACAAAUAUUUAUAAUUUUCAAACAUUCUUACCUAAAUGUUGUACAAUGUAAUAUGCUGAACUUUAAUUUUUUUUGCUAAUUUUCUAAGAUAUAUUAAAAAUGUUUUGUAUGUUUGUUUUUUUUCUAGUAAAAUGGACUGAGUAAGAAAAUAAAAACACCAGAACAGCAUGCAUUUUAAACUGUCUGAUUUAAUAGGACAGUAGGGUACAUUUGUGUAUUUUCAUAUAACGAGAUGGACUUGAGUUUAGGGAUGCUUCCUGCAAACACAGUUUGGAGCUUGGACCCCCGAACCAGUGCUGUGAUGACGUUAGCUAUGGCUUUGUGUUUGGUGCUUGAGUCACUCGUGUGGGAAACCAUGGCAGAUGUGUGCAUUCACAGACGGGAAUUUACGAUGAUGAUUUCUCCCUCAUUGUUGCUGUUACCUCUGAAUCCUGUUAACUCUGCUUUCCCGAAUUUUCUUUUUAUGCCUUUUAGUUUUUGUUUCAGUUUUACCAGAGUAAACAGUGUGGUUUUUUGUUUUGGUCUCA